UUAAACAUGUUUAUCAGGGUUGAUUCGUGCUGGACCAACCUGUAUGCGAUGCACUGAUGCUCCAGAUAUAACAGAAUGUUUCACAAAUUUGGCUGUUUGUGGCGACAAUGAGGAAUGUUAUUUGGAGAAAAGCACAGAAGAAGACCUUAGUAUCGUGUACAAUGCAGGAUGUCGUUCACAUCAGGUGUGCAUGAUAAUGAGGGCAAUGAGUGGCACUCCAGGAAGACGACGGCGGCUGGUGAACUGCGCUGAUUGUUGUUCCGAUGCCCCAGACAGUAACGGUCCAUGCAACGCACAACUGUGUGGACUUACCCCACCUCAGAUGCCGGACACCUGUGCUGUCUGCGAUGGAGUACAUGCUGACGUCCAAUCUUGUAAUACACUAGCUACCUGUCCGCCGAAUGAGGUUUGCUUCACGGGAAUUCGCAUUGUUGGCACGAGAGUGCGUUAUGUCUUUGGAUGUUAUGAAGAACGCGUGUGUUAUGCAAUGGUAGCAAAUAACAAUAAAACCGAUUCACUCCAUCGACCUGGUAGAGUUAUUCACGGUGAUCAAGGCAUGCCAAUCUGUGAUGCUUGUUGUAAAGGAAACAAAUGUAACGUCGCAGACUGUUUCCAAGUCAAAGCAAAUAUGACUCUCUCGGACUUCAACAAUGGAACAAUUACAGGUUAAAGAGAGAGAAA
Messenger RNA from Saccostrea cuccullata (small rock oyster), 681 nucleotides. RefSeq lists its product as uncharacterized. The transcript has 7 exons. Bases 44 to 670 code for a protein of 208 amino acids. The record is from RefSeq and is a predicted model, not a curated record. NCBI's taxonomy places the organism in Eukaryota, Metazoa, Mollusca, Bivalvia, Ostreida, Ostreidae.